AUGGCGGAGGCGAAUAUGGACUGCUUUUUGACCAUGACUUUUAUAAAGCCAACUAUUCGACUGCAGAUCCUACGAAAGGAUUAUAGCAACAAGUUCCAGCCCUUUCUAGUUAAUACGACCAUUGCCUUAUGCGACGUAAUCGAAAGAAGAAGCUAUAUUCCGUACGGCGUCAUGAUUUGGAAGCAGCUAAAACGAUAUUCCAAUGUGAAUCAUUCCUGUCCCUUUUCGGGACAUUUAAGUUUACGAAAUGCAUAUAUGCCCACGGAACUGUUUCCACCGUUUCCACUAGGCCUCUACCAAUUCCAUUUUACGUUCUUGGAUUCCAAUUCCACCAACCACAAAUAUGUGGGCAUUGUGAAAAUGUUUUUUCAAGUCAUGGAACCGAUAAAAAGCAAGAAACGACCAGUGUCUAAAAAUUAA
This is a messenger RNA of Drosophila takahashii, 420 nucleotides long. RefSeq lists its product as uncharacterized. The record is from RefSeq and is a predicted model, not a curated record. Lineage: Eukaryota; Metazoa; Arthropoda; Insecta; Diptera; Drosophilidae.